UGGAGGACUGAGGAGGACAACUUCAAAAUGGAGGUUGAUGAAAUGUUUGAAAAUGCAAUGAAAGGUAGGUGGGAUGAAGUUGUGGGGGCUGUUGAGAAAAACCCCAGAACUCAAGAAAUCAAGCUCACUAGAUCAGAAAGCACUGCUCUGCACGUAGCUGUCUUGGAUGGACAAACAGACAUUGUGCUGCAACUGGUGGAAAGAACUGGGGAAAAUGCAUCGAAGAUUCUAAACAUGAAGAAUAAUAAAGGCAACACACCUCUACAUCUGGCAGCAGAACUUGGCAAUGUGAAGAUCUGCCACUGCAUGGCUUCAAAACAUCCAAAGCUUGUAAGUGUUCAUAACAAUGCUGGUGAGGCUCCUCUAUUCAUGGCAGCUCUUCAUGGAAAGAAGGAGGCUUUCCUUUGUCUCCAUUAUCUUUCCCAAGAAGCAGGCAAGGAUAUAGAAUAUUCAUCAUGCAGAAGAAGUAAUGGGGAUACCAUUCUUCAUGCUGCCAUCUCAGGGGAAUACUUCAGUUUGGCAUUUCAAAUCAUCCAGCUUUACCCAGAUCUUGUGAACUCCGUGAACGAGGAUGGUUUGUCACCCCUUCAUAUCUUAGCCAGUGAGCCUAAUGCAUUCAAGAGCGGCAGUAGACUCGGACUGUUUGAUCGUAUCAUCUACCGCAGUAUCAUUGUUGAUGAUGAGCUCAGUUGGGAAACGCAUGACUGGGAGGCUUAUUUGAAUAGUUCACAAGCCAGUACUAGCCCGAAUUAUCCAGAAAAUUAUAGAUCAUGCGUGAAUCUCUUCAGAUCGAUAAGACCUUCAUUAAGGUUAGCCUAUCUGCUUCCAUCUAAGCAUGAAAGUAGUAGAUGCAACAGAAGUGAUGAAGAACAGGCUAAAAACAGGGGCAUCAUUUCAGAAAGUAUACGCCUACCAAAGAAGGAAGAUGAAAAUCACUCAUUUCCCCCCAAUUAUGCUACAAUUGUUCGAUUUUUCAGGCUUAUGAUGAAGCUCUUACUAAUUGUUCUCGGAGUUGGCAUUUGGAGGAUAACGAAAGUCUCAGAAAAGAAAAGGAGACACAGGUGGGCUACAAUGGUCAUGGAUGAGCUGGUUCGGGGUGUCUCUUUGUACAAGUACGAUGAUCAUGGAAGGAACCCUCAAAACUUCCAAUCAAUUCAAGAUGAUGAAACUGUAGUUCCUACAGCUCUACCAUCAUCGGAUAAUCUGGGGCCACCUCUGAGGGAAGAUACAAAUCUUGGGAUGAAUUCCAUGACUACAACAAAGUACAAUUACCAGAGUGGGGAAAAUCAACAUGUACCAGGAGAAAGAGAUACAUGUAAGCAACCUGUUGCAAAGAUGAGAGUCAUUGAAACGGACAGACUCCCCCAAUCAUCUCCAGCUGCAAGCGAAGAGUCAAAAACAUUUCAGAAGAACAUGGAGUGCACGGAAUCUGCAAAGAAAGAGAGAAAUGAAUUAGGGAAAAAGGAGACACCCAUCUUAAUAGCAGCUAAGAUGGGAGUACUGGAAAUGGUGGAAAAGAUCUUAGAUACAUUUCCUGUGGCUAUCCAAGACCAGGACUCUGAUGGGAAAAAUGUCAUGCUCUUGGCAGUUGAAAACAGACAGACUUAUAUAUACCAGUUCCUGCUCAAUAGGAGACUGGUGCGUGAGAGUGUGUUCAGGCAAUUGGACAACGAAGGGAACAGCGCCUUGCAUCUUGCUGCAACGUAUGGAGAUUACCGGCCAUGGCUUAUUCCCGGAGCUGCAUUACAGAUGCAAUGGGAAAUCAAGUGGUAUGAGUUUGUGAAAAAAUCCAUGCCAGCUCAUUUCUUUCCUCGUUACAACAAGCAGGGGAGGACCCCAAGGGAAAUCUUCACAACCACACACAAAGAACUUAUAAAAGAAGGUAGUGAAUGGCUCACCAAAACCUGUGAGUCAUGCUCUGUUGUUGCAGCCCUCAUCGCAACAGUUGCAUUCGCAACUUCAGCCACUGUUCCUGGAGGUGUCAGGCAAGAAGACGGUAAACCAACCCUGGGGAGGGAGCCUGCUUUCAACGUCUUUGCCAUAUCAUCUCUGGUUGCUCUCUGCAGUUCCUUAACAGCCCUCGUUUUUUUUCUUUCAAUCCUAACCUCUCGAUUCCAGGAAAGAGAUUUCGCCAAGGAUUUGCCUACAAAGCUCCUCAUAGGUUUGGCAUCACUCUUCACAUCUAUAACUUCUGUCUUGGUCUCGUUCUGCUCCGGGCAUUUCUUUGAACUUAGAGAUGAAGUGAGAUAUGCUACAUAUCCGAUAUAUGGAGCAACGUGCUUGCCGGUGACAUUCUUUGCUCUUGCACAACUGCCCCUCUACUUUGAUCUCACAUGGGCCAUAUUCACAAAAGUUCCACAGCGCAGCUACAAGGUGUUUCCUUACUAGACUUCUUGCAGUGGGCAGUAGAAACAUGUUUCCAUGGUGAAUUUGUUGGAAUAAAUUAAAAAACAAACUAUUUUCCUUUUUCUGUUUUUUUCCUGGAGGCAACUUUAUUUAUAUGAUUAAUAAAAAUACUUCCUCUGU
Molecule: messenger RNA, 2526 nt
Organism: Rubroshorea leprosula
Lineage: Eukaryota; Viridiplantae; Streptophyta; Magnoliopsida; Malvales; Dipterocarpaceae
Source: the annotation of a GenBank genome assembly